UGCUUUUAUUUAUUUUUUAAUUUUUAGGUGUAUGCGGAGCUAUUAGAGAUGGAAUUGUUUACGGAGGCAAUGCCUGAAGAAGAUAACUGUUGUAUUGAUGAAAAUAAUGAUGAUCCGUCGAUGUUGGACGGUGAAAGAUGUGGGAUAUGUAUGGAUGUUGUCAUUGAUAGAGGAGUUCUAGACUGCUGUCAACACUGGUUUUGUUUUACAUGCAUUGACAACUGGGCUACCAUCACAAACUUAUGCCCACUUUGCCAGAGUGAAUUUCAAUUGAUCACUUGUGUGCCUGUAUUUGAUACCAUAGGGGGCAGCCAGACUGAGGAGGAUUUAUAUACCAGAGAUGAUGAUUGGUCCAUUGAAGGGAAGACUAAUACUCUUUCAUUCCCAUCAUACUAUAUCGACGAGAAUGCAGUUGUCUGCUUGGAUGGAGAUGGCUGCAAAGUUCGGGCUGGCGCAGUUAAAAAUGAAGGAGAUCUGAAUCUUGAUACGUCAAUUGCUUGUGAUUCAUGUGAUAUAUGGUAUCAUGCCUUUUGUGUUGGAUUUGACACUGAGGACACUUCUGAAAGUUCAUGGCUAUGCCCAAGAUGUGUAGACAAGCUACCCGAAAAGUCAGAAUCUUACAAGAAGUUUGGUCCAGAAAAUGCCAGCAAUAACUGUUUGCUUGAGGCUUCCUUUUCAGGGGAAGUGUCUGUAUCUGUUGCUGAUGCUGGUGAGACGGCUGUUGUCGUCUCGAUUGUUGAGAGGAACAAACAGGAUGAAGUACCAGGGAGAAAACUUUUAAAUCUAGAUACUGAAGAGGCUAUAAAUACUGGCAUUUUGAUCCAUGAUCCUGUUCCUGAUACUCCCAGUAUAGAACUGUCCUUGCCACAAAAUGAAUGUCCAGAUUCAGCGCAGCCUUCUGCUACCCCUGUGGAUGUGAAGUCUGAUUCAUCAACGCAGUUAAUUAGUAAUGAACCGGUUCAACCAAAUCUAGAUCUUCAUCUGGGAUUGUCAGUGAACUCAUUUUCAGCAUGUAAUGUAGACGUUACAAAUGCGAAGGUAGCUGGAUAUCAAGUACCUCAAGCUGCACGACCGAAGAAUACGUCAGAAUGCCUUCCUCCAGGUGAAAAAGUGACGCUUGAUAAGAACGAGGACAAGGUUGUGGCUUCCGGUGCAAAAAGAAAGCGCAGGGAAAACAGAAAUGCUGAUGAUGGAGGCAUUAGAGCCAAAGCUGAGCCUGCCAAUUAUCCGAAGAGAGUUAAAAUCGAGGGAACCAGUGAGCAAAUUAAUACAAAGGACCAACCUCCAGUAUCUGCUUCUGACAAGUCCGAUAAACCUCGAGCAAUCACCUUGAAGGACGAGAAAAUGAAAUGUAAACCUGAAAAUAAAAAUCUUAACACUGACAUAAUGAAUAUAGUUCAAGGAACAGGUCGUAAAACUUUGAAGAAGCUUGCACAUAGCAACCAGGAUGGAAUGUCCUCUGAACUAAGAGAAAAUGCAGCUCGCUUGAGGGUUAAAAAGAUCAUGCGGAGAACUGGUGAUGAGGACUCAUCAGUGCUAGUUGAAAAUCUGAGGAAAGAAAUUAGAGAAGCUGUUCGUAACAAGUCUUAUGGGGAUAAAGGGGAAAAGCAUCUUGAUCCGAAACUUCUGACUGCUUUUAGAGCUGUUGUGACAGGAUCUACAGCUGAAACUAAGAAGCCUUCUGUGGAUCUGAAAGCAAAGAGGUCACUGUUGCAGAAGGGAAAAGUACGUGAAAACCUAACCAAAAAGAUUUAUGGUAUUGGAGGAAGACGACGGAGAGCAUGGACUCGGGAUUGUGAAGUAGAAUUCUGGAAAUACAGAUGCUCAAACAUGUCAAAGCCUGAGAAGAUUCAGACAUUGAAGUCGGUUCUUGACCUCCUGAGAGAUGAUUCUGAGAAUGCAGCAACAAAGCCUGUGAAUGAAGGGGAAGGAAGGUCUUCCAUUCUUUCAAGGCUAUAUUUAGCAGAUAAUUCGGUUUUUCCAAGAAAGGAGGAUAUCAAGCCUGCCUCUACCCGUACUGUUGUUGGAGCUGAUCAGAACAAAGAUAACGGAUUGACAUCAAGCACUUCAGCAACAUCUUUUGCUAGUCCAUCCAGUAUAGUUCCACCCGUAAAUGUGUCUUCUGUGGUGGUGGCUUCUCCUUUGGAAAUUAAGGGGGCCAAGGUAAGUGUCCCAACCACUAAGGCUGAUAUUACUAGAAUACUUUCAAUCAAAGGCACUGAUAGGCCGUCUACAUCAACAUCAAGUGGUUUGAAAUUGUGUACCAAGGAGGAAACAGCUGUAAAAUGUGAUAAUACAAGGAGCGAUAAGAGGAAGUGGGCACUAGAGGUUCUUGCAAGAAAAACAGCAGCAGCAAGCAAGAGCGGGACCCUGGAAAAUGAAGAGGACAGUGCCGUACUGAAAAAUAAUUAUCCUUUGCUAGCUCAGCUACCGAAAGACAUGCGGCCAGCUUUGGCACCCUGUCGUCAUAAUAAAAUCCCCAUGUCCGUCAGGCUGGCUCAACUUCACCGUUUCACUGAGCACCUCUUAAGGAAAACAAAUCUGUCAGUUGUUAAAAGAACAGCAGAAACAGAACUGGCAAUUGCAGACGCGGUUAAUAUUGAAAAGGAGGUUGCUGAUAGGUCUAAUAGCAAACUAGUAUAUGUAAAUCUCUGCUCACAAGAACUGCGCAGAUCAGACAAUGCCAGUCAUGUUGGUGUUGCAGAGCCAAAUCCUUGCCAAACAUCAGAAGUUCUAACUAACUCAUCAGAAGAAUUAAGCGACGCCCAUUCUUCUGAUCCAGCAGUCAAUGAAGCGCUAAGAAAUGCAGGACUUUUGUCCGAUUCACCUCCAAAUAGUCCAAGUUGCCCCUUGGAGGAAGUCAAAGAGGAAAUUUGCAUAUCAAAAGAAGUUGAAGAUGACGGGCCAGAGAAUGUGUUUGAAGUGGAUGCUCCUCCAGAACUUGAUAUAUAUGGGGAUUUUGAAUAUAGUUUGGAGGAUGAUGACUUUUCUGGUGCUGGAACUUCAAUGAUCUCUGCGCUGCAGCCAGAAGAAUCUAAAAUGAAACUUGUCUUCUCCACAAUCUACCCUGUGGGAUCUGAUGGUUCUAUGGAACUUCAAAAUCACGAAAAACAGGACAUUCCUGACAUCCUGUAGACACAUCUUCCUUGAGUGGAUGUGAAACAAGUGGUGGGGUUGGAAGCUCAACUGCAGCUGAGCAGACUGAAAAUUGCCUUGAUCAUAGUUCCCUGGCAGUCGAUGAAGAGUCUAUUGUAGACUGUGAAGAGUUGUAUGGACCAGAUAAAGAGCCGCUGAUUCAGAAGUAUCCUGAGAUGGCAU
Molecule: messenger RNA, 3318 nt
Organism: Lycium ferocissimum
Lineage: Eukaryota; Viridiplantae; Streptophyta; Magnoliopsida; Solanales; Solanaceae
Biological process (GO): protein ubiquitination
Molecular function (GO): ubiquitin protein ligase activity
Source: RefSeq, a predicted model, not a curated record